UCCACCCGCCGCAUACGGAGUCGGAGAACCCGUGCCUCUUCCGCUCCCCGUUCCCGCAAUAAAGGCCUACCCUACCUGAUUAGCCCGUGCCCUCGCGCGGCAUCACACAGAUUCCCGCGUCCCGCCGUCGGCGACUCGGCGUCCUGCUGAUUGCGUCGCGAGGAGUGCUCGUAGCCGCCCUCCUCUCUCAGAUUCAGUCGCCCAUGGCGAGGAAUCCAGGCCGCACCGUCUUCAUCGGCAACUUGGAUGAAAAAGUAUCUGAAAGAGUCUUGUAUGAGAUUCUUAUUCAGGCAGGCCAUGUAGUAGGCCUACAUGUACCUAGUAAUAAGGAGAGUAACAGUCGCAAAGGUUAUGCUUUUGCUGAGUAUGAAACCGAGGAUAUCGCGCAAUACGCUGUUAGGCUUUUCUCGGGACUUGUUCGGAUCAAUGGUAAAACGCUCAAGUUCGUGAUUGCUGGUCAUGACAAACCGUCUUCAAAUGACAAUAAGUCGGUACUGCUCAAUCAUGUACCCUCUUCAAAUGGCAAUAACCCAGUAAUGCCUAAGCUCAACCCUAUACCGUUGCCAAAACCGACUCAAAUCAUGCGUUGUAGUGAUAUGCCUGUGUCUCAUAUCCCAGCAUAUCCGGUGGUAAACGGGAGGAUUGGAGGUUAUGGUUUUUCUUCCACUCCUUAUCCUAAUGGUUUCCACCCGCAAGCUUUACCGGGUGGACCAGUACACAGCCAUGGCAAGGUUUAGCAACAGUACGUAUGCUUACAAUAGGCAGGAAUUUGGUUCUGUUCUGAACAUUGCGCAGAGAGGUCCUGUUAUGAAUGCCUUUGCCCAUGAGGCUGCGAAUCAGCCAAUCAUGUAUGUUGAGAACGUAGGUGCAGAAGAACGUAGUAUGUUAAGAGUAGGCAGGUUCCACAUAGGUUCUUGACACCUCAAUACCUCGGUAACGUCUAGGUAGGUUGUAGUACCUCCUAGUCUUGCCCAAGCUUGUAAUAUGGUUAUCAAUCCUCUAGAUCUUCAGUAGAACAUUGCAUUAUUCUUGAAGGCAAAAAAAAGUCUUCUUGUGUUCUCCAUUGUCCAUUGUCCCAACCCUGAAGGCAGCAGGUGUUACUUAUACAAAGACAGUGAAGUACACUAUUAUGUU
This is a messenger RNA of Zea mays, 1134 nucleotides long. Its product is annotated as splicing factor 3B subunit 4. Bases 204 to 737 code for a protein of 177 amino acids. Gene Ontology annotation, molecular function: RNA binding. NCBI's taxonomy places the organism in Eukaryota, Viridiplantae, Streptophyta, Magnoliopsida, Poales, Poaceae. The record is from RefSeq and is a predicted model, not a curated record. The transcript has 4 exons.